GACAAACACUCAUCUCUCCCCUCGCGACUCAUCGCGUUGGCGGCCGCCGGACCUAGCUCGCCGCCGGCCGAUUUCGCAGCGGCCACCGUCGCCGCCGCCGCCCAUUUCCUCCUCCUCCUUCCUUCCGCCCUGUGUACGGUUCCUCUGGUAUUAGCGUUGCGCCGCCGUCGCCGCCUCCUGCACCGACAACAACGCCAAACCCUAUGUCCCUAUCUCCUCCGUCAGUCGUCGAGCGCGCGUCCUCCGCCGAUUGCCCUCCUCGCCGUGAACAGACGCCGAGACCUCCUGUGUGACUGUGCCCUCAAACCUACGGUUUCCCCCCACAGUGGCCUUCACCGAUCAAUUGAUCCCUCUCCCUCCCGCACGGUCGCACGGAGGAGGUAUGUCCCAGCAAUCAGACACACCUUCAUGUUCAGAUGAUUCUGAAGAUAACAUCAUCGACCCAGCCAGCAUAUACACUAUAGAAGAAUUCAUUUCUGAGCAAAGCAUCAUGGACAAUUUGCUUGAACGGAUCACUGUGAAAAUUCAGUCCAAGAUUGAAGCUCAGAAGGCUGGUACAUCUCACCAUCCAAGGGGUGAACGGAAAUCUUUAAACAGGAAUCAUGAAGGGGGCCAUCAACGACUUGUGAAAGAUUACUUCUCUCAAGAUCCAAUCUAUAGUGAUAAACAGUUUCGUGCAAGGUACCGGAUGAGAAAACCCAUUUUUCUGCGUAUCGUCCAUGCCUUAGGUGAAUGGUCUCCCUAUUUCACCAACAGGAGAGAUGCCUCCAGUCGUCAAGGACUCUCACCUUUGCAAAAAUGCACAGCAGCCAUUCGUAUAUUAGCAUGUGGUUCCCUUGGUGAUGCCAAUGAAAAAUACGUAGAAAUUGGUAAGAGCACAGAGCUAGAGUGUUUGGAGCGGUUUGUGGAAGGGGUGAUCGACAAUUUUGGUGAAGAAUAUUUGCGAAGCCCCACUAGUGAGGAUAUGCAACAUAUACUACAAGUGAAUGAGGCACGGGGGUUCCCUGGCAUGUUAGGAAGUACUGGUUGUAUGCGUUGGGAGUGGAAAAAUUGCCCAGUUAAAUGGAAACGUCACCUUACUCAUACCGAUCAUGGUGCUGCUACGAUGAUUCUUGAAGCGGUUGCUUCACAUGACCACUGGAUAUGGCAUGCUUUCUUUGCUGUCAUUGGGUCCAACAAUGAGAUGAAAAUUAUCAGUCAACAACAGUUGUUUACCGAGGUGUUGAAAGGCCAAGUUACUCAGGUGCAAUUCUCUGUCAAUGGGAAGCAAUACAAUACGGGUUACUAUCUUGCUGAUGGAACAUACCCAGAAGGCAAUGUCUUCAUUAAAACAGUAUCCCUCCCUCAGAGCGAAAAGGAUCGAAUAUUUGCACGGCAUCAAGAAGGAGCAAGGAAGGACGUCCAAGAAGCAUUUCGACUUCUACAGUCUCGUUUUGCCAUUGUGCGUGGUCCAACUCGUUUCUUUCAACAAGAGAUUCUUGCAAAAAUCAUGCAAGCCUGCAUUAUACUUCACAACAUGACAAUUGAGGAUGAGAAAGAUAUGGCCAGCGCUUGUUUUGACCCAGAUGAAAUUUCAGGGACAUUGGCUGUUAUUUUAUCAGACAUCAACACUGUGCCUGCUGAUUCUUUUACUGAAGUGCUACAUAGAAAUGCUUCUGUUUGUGCUCCACCGAAACAUACACGACUUAGAAGGGACUUAAUGGAGCAUAUUUGGCAGCGAUUUGGUCCAUUUGGCAACCAGUAAAACAAUUAAUCCUAGUGUGGUAAUAUUAGACUUAUAACUUUGUUUAAUUUUUUGUUAUAACUUUGUUUAAUUUUUUGUUAUAACUUAUAAUCCUGCAAUAUUAGACUUAUAACUUUGUUUAAUUUUUUGGUACAUUUGGCUUUGUUUCUAAUUAUCUGUAAUAAAUAUUUGAGUAUUGCCGUCCAGUGACAUUUAAAUUAUACUCCAUUAUUAAAUGUAUUAUGAAAUCUUUCGAGAUUGUUCAUCCUCAACCAUGGAUGUUCAGGUUUGAUUAGUUUGUUUACACAAAAUGUAUUUCAGGUUUGGAUUUUUUUUUUUUUUUGAAGAAAACUAAAAUGAAUUAUUUACCUCAUUUAUUUCUGUUUACACAAUUUUGACCUAGAUGUAAGCCAAAUAAUUAGAGAAAAAUUCCAGGAAAAGUCAGUGAAGGUCAAGGCUAUCUGGCUUUAACUACCACCAAACAGCUGUCAGCAUAAAUUGCUACAUUUUCAGAAAGACAUUUUAAAGUUGCUCCCAACAAAUCCUAGGUUUUCAACAGAAGUCCUCAAUCUAGACUGGAAGUUGCUAAUUUGUUAAAGUUAGCUCUUCGAUACAGCUCCCUGCAGUGAGUUGAUCAUGGUCAUCUUUUUUCUAUAUAUUACCAGGGAGUGCUUAGGCAGGCUUUUCGUAUGCACCUUUUGAAGUACUGUAGGCCAACAAGUUGGAAUUUUUCAGCAGAAUUUUAUUGUGCAUAACAGCAAUCUCAAGCAGGAGUUCCAUUGGAUUACCUGGGGACUGGGGUAGUAGAUUUCCAACAUAAUAACUAGUGAUGUGCUUCUACUGUUUCUUUUGUCUAAGAUACCAACUAUGGAUACGUUGGUUAUUUUGUAAAAAUAGCAUUUGGACUUCAGGAGCAUAUUACUCGGUACUAUGAAUUAUGAUGACACUUGCAGAGUUUCA
Molecule: messenger RNA, 2683 nt
Organism: Oryza sativa Japonica Group (Japanese rice)
Lineage: Eukaryota; Viridiplantae; Streptophyta; Magnoliopsida; Poales; Poaceae
Source: RefSeq, a predicted model, not a curated record